GGUCAACAUAGCAACGACGCAUAUAAAUCGCCCGAUAAACAUUGAAUUCGCCAUAUUUAUUUGUUGAGCCGUUCUAACGUGAGCUGUCUAUACUGUCUAGAUUUCUAAAUUUUUCAUUUUAGUAACAUUCAACAUGGCUGGUGCCGAAAAUAAGCUGACUUUGCCACACGAGGUAAUAGAUGAUUCACAGUACCCACAAGAACGUACAGGAGAACAAGCUUGUGAUACCAAUGCAGCUUCAUUAACAGAAAACAUGCCUCCAUGUGCUAGUCCAGGUAAUCCAAUAUUUUCCUGUAUGGAAAGGCCAACAAUAGAAGCACCACAACAAAGUGAUGAAGGUUGGUUUGAAGGUUAUGGCACAAAAUCACAACACCCAAUGUACAGAACAACAAACUCCAAAUAUGGCUCCAUGCCUCCAAGUGUCCACACAAUGCCAACAAGUUUUCAUGCUAGGUCACAGAAGUUCUCAGAACCUUUAGGAAAAUGUGGAAUGUAUCGCAAUAAAGGACUCAACACAGGAAUGGACCAGAGUAAAGUUUAGCAGCUGCCACUAAAACAAACACUUACAUUUAAAUUUUUCUCACUCUUAGUUAGAUUCUAAAUAUGUCAAAUUAUAGGUUUCCAAAAUGAGAAAUCUUCUAAAUAUGCUCUAUUUGUGUACAGUAUGGUAUAAUUAGUAAUUGAAACAUAACAUGAAAAACAACUGUAACUAAAAUAAAAUACAUUUGUAGAUUUACA
Molecule: messenger RNA, 738 nt
Organism: Saccoglossus kowalevskii
Lineage: Eukaryota; Metazoa; Hemichordata; Enteropneusta; Harrimaniidae
Product: piercer of microtubule wall 1 protein-like
Biological process (GO): axoneme assembly
Cellular component (GO): axonemal microtubule
Source: RefSeq, a predicted model, not a curated record